Messenger RNA from Lingula anatina, 1087 nucleotides. Its product is annotated as NADH-ubiquinone oxidoreductase 75 kDa subunit, mitochondrial-like. Gene Ontology annotation, biological process: ATP synthesis coupled electron transport. Gene Ontology annotation, molecular function: iron-sulfur cluster binding; NADH dehydrogenase (ubiquinone) activity. Lineage: Eukaryota; Metazoa; Brachiopoda; Lingulata; Lingulida; Lingulidae. Gene Ontology annotation, cellular component: membrane. The record is from RefSeq and is a predicted model, not a curated record.
GCGUGAAACUUGCAUCCAUAUUGUUUCCGUUUUAGAGGCUGCCACCAUGCUGAGGUUGUGGCCCUUGAGUAGAAGGGUGUUGAACACACCAAGCUGGACAGCUGUUGCAACGCGGGGUCAGUCUACUGCCAGUGACAAAGUGGAAGUUUUUAUCAAUGACACCAGGGUAGAAGUUGACCCAGGAACAACAGUGCUGCAAGCAUGUGCUGUAGCUGGAGUAGAAAUUCCUCGCUUCUGCUAUCAUGACAGACUGUCCAUAGCUGGCAACUGCAGGAUGUGUCUGGUAGAGGUGGAGAGAUCUCCCAAGCCUAUUGCCUCCUGUGCUAUGCCAGUAAUGAAAGGCAUGAAGGUCAAGACAGACUCCGAGGUCUCUCGUCGAGCACGUGAGGGUGUGAUGGAGUUUUUAUUAAUGAACCACCCCCUUGACUGCCCUAUAUGUGACCAGGGAGGGGAGUGUGAUCUCCAAGAUCAGAGCGUCGCCUUUGGAAGUGAUCGCAGCAGAUUUACUGACAUAAAAUUUACUGGGAAAAGAGCUGUGGAAGACAAAAAUAUAGGCCCUCUUAUAAAGACAAUUAUGACUAGAUGUAUACAUUGCACAAGAUGUAUAAGAUUUGCCAGUGAGGUGGCAGGAGUGGAUGAUCUGGGGACAACAGGCAGAGGAGGUGGUCUCCAGGUCGGGACAUAUGUAGAGAAACUGUUCCGCUCUGAGCUUUCUGGGAAUGUGAUAGACCUGUGUCCUGUAGGAGCACUCACCUCAAAGCCAUAUGCUUUCACAGCUCGACCAUGGGAAACAAGGAAAGUAGAUAGUAUAGAUGUCCAUGACGCAGUGGGCAGUAACAUCGUGGUCAGUACUCGGACAGGUGAGGUGAUGAGGAUCCUGCCCAGGGUCAACGAGGACAUUAACGAGGAGUGGAUCUCUGACAAAAGCAGGUUUGCCUAUGAUGGCCUAAAGAGGCAGCGUCUGGUUACCCCUAUGAUGCAGAAUGAUGAUGGAGUUCUAGAGGAAUGUGACUGGGAGGAUGCACUGAUCACCUGCUCCAAUGUGGUGAGUAACGGACAGCAGAGACUCCUCUCCAUGUUAUUCUGA